This is a messenger RNA of Trichosporon asahii var. asahii CBS 2479, 1182 nucleotides long. Its product is annotated as H3/H4 histone acetyltransferase. The coding region runs from base 1 to 1182 and encodes 393 amino acids. Gene Ontology annotation, cellular component: Rpd3L-Expanded complex; cytoplasm; nucleus. Gene Ontology annotation, biological process: regulation of gene expression. Lineage: Eukaryota; Fungi; Basidiomycota; Tremellomycetes; Trichosporonales; Trichosporonaceae. The transcript is spliced from 7 exons. The record is from RefSeq and is a predicted model, not a curated record. Gene Ontology annotation, molecular function: histone binding.
AUGGCGUCCAACGACGACCCCAUCGAGGUCACCGACGAGCUCUCGGCCGCCGAGGAGAACCAGGUUAUCAAUGAGCCUCGACCGCGAACUAACAAACAGCACGCCCUUCCUUUACGACACCGUCAUCACCCAUGCCUUGACGUGGCCGAGUCUGACAUGCCAGUGGCUGCCGGACAUGGAGAGGAUGAGGAUUACACUGUCCAUCGCAUGAUCUUGGGCACGCACACUAGCGGACAGGCGGACGACCACCUUAUGAUCGCUGAGGUUCACUUACCGAAGGAUGGAAUUGAGGGACGGGAUAUUGGAGAGCUGUACGAUGAGGAGAGGCAAGCACGCAUCCGCGUGAAGCAGACGAUCAACCACAAGGGCGAGGUCAACCGCGCGAGGUAUAUGCCGCAGAACCCCGACCUCAUCGCGACCAAGACGGUUGACGGACCGGUAUUCAUCUUCGACCGCACGAAGCACGAGACCAAGGCGCCCGUCGGUGGUGCCUGCAAGCCGGACAUUACUCUCGUCGGACAGAGCAAGGAGGGUGCGUCUGAGGACACGACUGUCGCGCACUGGGACAUCCAGCAGUACAAGAAGGACGGAAACGGCAUCCCGCCCCUGCGCAAGUACACCGGACACUCUGCUUAUGUUGGCGACGUGGACUGGCACCCCGAGCACGACUACAUCUGGGACACGCGUUCGGAGAACUCUGCCAAACCCGCGAGCCAGGUCGAGGGGCACACGGCCGAGGUGAACGCGGUCGCCUUCGCCCCGUCGUCGCCCUACCUCCUCCUGACCGGCUCGAGCGACAAGACGGUCGCUCUGUGGGACAUCCGCAAGAUCUCGCUCAAGCUGCACUCCUUUGAGGGGCACACCGACGACGUGCUGCAGGUCGCGUGGUCGCCGCACUCGCCCGUGCACUUUGCGUCGGCGGCUGGCGACAGGCGUGUGAACAUUUGGAACCUGGACGCGAUCGGCGCCGAGCAGACGCCCGACGACGCAGAGGACGGACCCCCCGAGCUCAUGUUCGUCCACGGCGGCCAUACCGCCAAGGUCAACGACAUCUCGUGGUCGCCCAUGGCCAAGUGGCACAUUGCCACUACCGCCGAGGACAACAUCCUCCAGGUCUGGGAGCCCAGCAGGCACAUUCGCGCUGCGGCCGAGGCCGACGUCAACGCCAUGGACCUCGAGUAG